This is a messenger RNA of Zeugodacus cucurbitae (melon fly), 5352 nucleotides long. It is a transcript of the gene xmas, whose product is annotated as protein xmas. Bases 180 to 5198 code for a protein of 1672 amino acids. Gene Ontology annotation, cellular component: nucleus; cytoplasm; transcription export complex 2. Gene Ontology annotation, biological process: mRNA export from nucleus. The transcript has 4 exons. Gene Ontology annotation, molecular function: RNA binding. NCBI's taxonomy places the organism in Eukaryota, Metazoa, Arthropoda, Insecta, Diptera, Tephritidae. The record is from RefSeq and is a predicted model, not a curated record.
AACUCUGUGAUAUUCAAACAGCUGUCAUUGACAUACCAAUUUUGCGCGAUCGCGGCUUCUAUAUUUUCCCACAAUAUUAGAAAUUUUUAUAUUUUUUUAAAUUUCGCGACUUAUUAUAUUAAAAUUAUUGUUUGUGUGAAGUUUUUAGUAUCGUUUAAAACAUAAAUUUACGUGACGUCAUGCUGGGUGACGAGGAAACUGGUUGGGAUGACGGCAUCAAUUACAAAGCCAUUUCUUGUGAAAAAAUACCCGAUCUAUUCUUGGACAAAUUGGUUGCCAAGAAUCACUUUAGUAAGUUUGGCAAAAUCACACGUUUUAUAUUACGUCCAAGCCGGCAAAGUUGUACGGUGGAAUAUGAGACGGAAGCGCAAGCCGAGCGCGCAUUGGAUCAAGCCGGUGAUUUCAAUGGACAAGAAUUUCAAAUAGAAUUUGCCACGCGUGAGGUGGCACACGUACAAAACACAGAAGAAUGGGUUAAUCCUGAAGUGCAAGCCGAGUUGGAUGCAAUGGGUUUGCGCCAAAAUGUACCAACAUAUAAACCGCCAGCUGCGGCAAUGUUACCGCCCGUGAAGUCAAUGCAACUACGCACACAGAAACCACCAGCGCAAUUUGCAAGUACAGCUGCGAAAGCCACAAAGUCAGCUCCGCUACCGGAGGUGCCAAAAAUUGACACAGCUUUGCGACAUGAAUAUGAGACCAUUCUACGUAGGCCUGCUUACACCGACGAGGAAAAAUAUCGCGUUUUGGAUGCGCGCGACAAAUUGAUGCGCUUAAUAAGACCACGACAAACAGAUAUUAAGAAAGUUGAACGGACUCAAGGCAUUUGUCCCGAUAUGUGUCCCGAGAAAGAGCGUUUAAUGCGCGAAUUCCAACGACAAGUGUCCACAUUUGAAAUGUGCACGGAGGAUGAGGAGAGCACAUCCUCCAUAUCACAUCGACGUGCCAUCAAAGAGUAUUCGCGCAGUAGCGCUGAUCAAGAAGUGCCACUCGCGCACGAAUUGCGACCUGAAAGCGUGCUACAAAUGGCAAUGCUGUACCUGAUGCACCGCAUUUUGGACCUCUGCGAGGAUCCGCAAACCUCAAUCGCCGACUGGUUUCACUUUGUAUGGGAUCGCACACGUUCCAUACGCAAAGAUAUCACGCAGCAGGAACUCUGCUCAUUAGGCACCGUAGAAUUGGUGGAACAGUGUGCGCGCUUUCACAUACACUGCGCCGCGCGUCUAGUGGCCGAAGAACCAUCUGUGUUUGAUAAAAAAAUCAAUGCUGAAAAUUUGACAAAGUGCUUGCAAUCGCUUAAAUAUAUGUAUCACGACUUGCGUAUCAAGGGUGUGCAUUGUCCAUGUGAGGCAGAGUUUCGUAGUUACAUAGUUUUACUGAAUUUGGGAGACUCCAAUUUCUUGUGGGAGUUGAAGCAACUACCAACACAUAUACAACACUCAAAUGAAAUUAAGCGUGCAAUUGCUUUCUAUAAUGCGCUACAAAACAACAACUAUGUGCGCUUCUUCAGCAUGAUACGCGAAGUGGAGACGUCGUACUUGAGCGCAUGUAUACUGCUUGGCUACUUUAAUAAAUUGCGUUGGCGUGCCAUGGAGGCCAUUAAUAAAUCACACAAUUGGCGUAAGAAUGCUAUUCUGCUACCGCUGGCAUAUCUAACGCGCAUACUUGGGUUUGAGGAUGAGGAAUCCGCGGCACAAUAUUACACCUAUCACGGUUUGAAAUGCGAUGGUCAACGUGUAGUGUUGGAUCGCCUAAAGCGUCCCGAUGCUGAGUACUCCAUGGAACGUGCAUUGAAUCUGGUCGAGUCGAAGCGUACGGUUAGCGUUGGUGAAUGCGUUUGUGGACAUACGCUAGAGUCGGCGCAUAAAUUCGAGAGUCACACGCCACACAACAGCUUCGAUGAGCAUGGUAUACUCAAAUCAUUUGCUUGGACUGCGGAAGAUCAACUGCGCGGCGAGGCGGCAGAAGCGCGUAAAAAGGAACGUGAAUUGGAAAUGCAGCAGCAGCAGGAAGCCUUAAAAAUACAGAAACGUUCAGACUCGCCUGCGCUCACAGUGUCUACUGAAACUAGUGUAUUUAAAGUGCCACAACUCUCGUCUUCUCAUUCACCCAAACAGCAGCCGAAAUUUAAAACUCCAGCGCUGCCGCAAAAACCAGCCGAACCCUCUAUUUUUGGCGGUAAUCAGUUUGCAGAAUCUAAGCCCAAAGCGCAGUCAACAUCAUUGACAAAUUUCAAAUUUGAAGCGCCACAAAGUGCAAGCGGAAGUAACGGUAGGGCUAGUGGCAGCAUAUUCGGCGCGCCCGCAAGUGAUGUUAGCAGCUCUCUUUUCAAAAUGCCUGCUGCUACUGUUAAACCAGCCGUUGGCAUUGGUAAUUCUAUAUUUGGUGGUAACGCAACAACUGCUACGGCAGCGCCGUCAUCGACUGGCGGUUUCAUAUUCGAUACUGUUAAGAAGACUGCAAAUGCCGAUAACAUCUUUAGCAGCGCCGCAAAAGCGACAACAAGCAUUUUCCAACAAGCUCAACAACCACCACCUCCAAAGCCAGAACCCAUGCAAAAUGACAGCAUUUUCCAGCAUUUCAACUCGAAGCCCGUUUUGCCAGGUUUUGUGCAUGCGCAGCAACCGUCGGCUUUCCGCGACACGCAGCCGAAACCUUCUCCAAUAGCACCACAGACAGAUGAACGCGACGCCAAGCGGUUGGCCGAAGCUAAAGCGGCAGCUGAUAAGGCUAAAGCAGAGUUGGAGCUGCGGCUCAAAGCGGAAAAGGCCGAAGAGGCGGCGAAGCGUGAACGCGCAGAAUUGGAGCAGAAGCGUUUAACGUGUCUAAAAGAUUUAGAACAACGUGCCCAAAGUGUUUGUGCCGCAGAACUGGAGAUUGUCAUCGUAGCCGAAGUGGAAAAUAUCGCACAGACCGAAUUAAUGAAAUAUCAAAAGUUCGCAUGCGAUUGCAAGCAUAUUGCUGACGCUUUGCUGGAGCAAAGCAUAGUGCAGCAGCUGGAGGAGUUGGCCAACGAGGAGUAUGCCACGAUGUGUCACGAUCAAUUCAUGCUCAGCCGUUACUUCGAACGUUGGCUGCGCUACACACGAAAGAAGCAAAAGCAGCGCGCGCUCAUGGAGUCCACACCGCUCUGGGUAACAAUGGACACGCGUGCCGAACAAACCGCCAAGUUAAUGCAUCCCAAGGAGGCGGAGAAUUUACAGAUGAUCAAACGUUAUCGUCACGGUGAGCCAUGCAAUUUCGAGCUAUUGCUCUGGCAACAUCCGGACACUUUGGCGCGCCCCUGUGCCACCAUUGACAUAUUCGAGGUGGUGCGCGCACAUUUGACGCACAAGCAGGCCAUAAAAGGCGGUCCUCUCCAGCAAAAUAAGUAUUUCAAACUGCUGCUAACGCUGCCAAAUGACCGAGACGAGUUGCCGGGCUUCGAGAGUUUGUGCAACAAAUGGCUGCAGAAACAUUUGCGACGCAACACGGAUGAGGAGGUGCAAGUCGUUGAUACAGAGGAACAACAUACGAGUCCAUACAUUUGCGCUGCCGAACGUGAUGUGGCGCUGUGUGUGCGCAAAGUGACUGGCAUACCGCCACUGAAUGAGUGUGGUAAAAUUGUGCGUCACGAAUGUGACAAUAUGGAUGCCAUUGUCUGCCUCAUGGGCUGUGACAGCAUACAGAGCACGCGGAAGCGCAUACACCAUCUGCUCAAACUGAGCCGUCUCCAUAAGGCUGUGCCAGUGGCGUUUGUCGUCUACGAUGGCCAGUACACGGAUGAGUUGGAGCUCAGUGACACGCUGCAAAUGGAGAGUUUAGUGAGCGCCGGCCAAGUGGCGGCCUACAAAUUCUUCGGUUGCUUGCAGACCAAAAACGAAUUCUCUUUCGUACAUCAUAUGGGGCGCGCUCUGCGUUUUGUGUCGCGUGAAAAUCGGCUAUCACACAGAGAAGGCGACGCCUUGCAGAUGCAAAGGCUGCAGAGUUGGCUGGAAACAUGCUUGGGCGAAGAGAUGUGGCAACGUUGGCAGUUGUCCUCCGAGCAAAACCCCUCUUUCUCGAAAAUCUGCAGUACGCCACAAUAUUUGGUGGAUUUGUACAAUGAGGCCGUGCAACGUGUGGUACACAUGACCACCGUGGAUUUUAGCGAAACGCCAGAGUUUCCCGAAGAGUUGCGCAGAUUUGUACCCAAGUUGGAUGUGGAUGUACCGCUGGGCUUAGAAUAUUUCCCCAGGGACUGGAAGUCAGCGCAGCGCCAACAACAGAUUUCGCAGUUUCUACAACGUUUGCUGCUGGCGCCCGUCCACGAAGCGCCAAACUUCAGAGACGUGGAAGACUGGGAGUUGUGGCUGUUGAACUAUGCGAGUGCAUGCAUACCGCACGAUGAAGAAGCUGCCACAUUGGCCAGUUAUCAGUCCAUCAAAGCGCUAAUUGAACAGCUCAAUCGCGUUGACUUGGCGGACAUUGAUGUGUCAAUACGCUUCCAGCUAAUCAACUAUUUGCCGGUUAUAAAAGCAAUUGCCUUCACAGUGAUCAACGCUGUGCUUAAAGAUUACAUUGCGAAAUCCGAUGCGGACGGUUACAAGUUGCCCAACGAGAUUAUUUAUCAGCAGCAGGCGCUGGAAGAUUAUCAACUCAUACCAUGGUGGUUGAAUAACGAAGCUGUCGAAGCCGUCAAAGUGGAUUACACAAUAGUUGAGGCAGAAGACACCAGCUCACAAGAUAGGGACUCAGUCGACGAACCGUGUGCGAUGAACAGCGAAAUGUUGGACGAAAUUAUAAAGCAAGCCGAAGCGGUUUCACGUAAGGCGGAGCAAAACUUUUACGCGUUGAAAAAACAAACGCCCAACGCUGAUACAACGGAGUUAACACGCGAUUUGGAUGCAAGCAUUUAUCAGUUCGAAGUGGCAAAACAAAUUGGCUCGUAUGAUGCCACUUUUAUAGCAAAACUAGAUGAAAUCGAUGAUGAUUUAGAGGGCGCGGUGGGCGGUGCCAUUGAGACGGUCGACAGACGCUGCAAUGGUGCUGGCGAUGCCGUAAAUAGUGCGCGCUUGAGUGGAAAUGCAUCAAGUCGUAAACGCAAACAUACGUCGGUUGCCGAAGGCGAUGCCAAUGAUAUUGAAGCCGUUAUGGCACGCGCUUUCAAUGUUAUCGAAAAAGUCGAGGCGAAGCAGGACCGCGCCGACCGUUUUCACAAAUUGGCUCUCCUGGAUUUGUAGUGAAAUCAUAAUAUGUCUAGCGCAUUUUAUUUGCAGUUAGUUUGGACAGUAUUCUUACGCGAAUUUAAUAAAAGCCCAUUUGGUUAAAUUUAUACAUAUUUGCUGAUACAAAAAAUAGGCAAAGCAAUAAAUUGAGAUUGUACAAUUUUACAUA